AUGCUGGGCGUCAGUGACACGGUGCUCGCCUCGGCCACGUUGCCGGUCCGCUCGGCCGCCCUGAUCGAGGUCGGCGACGCGCUGCUGCUCUUCCUCACCAUCGUCUAUGCCGAGAUGAAGGACGGCAAAGUGAAGCGGUUCGUGCUCGGUGCCGCUGGACUUGUCGGGCUCGUCGAGCCGUUCUUCCACUCGUUCCUCGGCCACCUCGUCACGUUGACUGAAGGACCGGCUGAUGAGGUGGAAUAUGAUAUCGUCGUCCAAGACGCGGCCCACAUGUCCGCCUACCAACGUCUCGACGACCCGUACGCCGACGAGGCGAAGCAG
This is a messenger RNA of Mesorhabditis spiculigera, 324 nucleotides long. The record is from the annotation of a GenBank genome assembly. Lineage: Eukaryota; Metazoa; Nematoda; Chromadorea; Rhabditida; Rhabditidae.